AUGAACAGUUCAGGAGAUCAAAUUGAAAAUGCUGAUAAAAAGAUAAAAUUAAUAAAGGGUGAAAAUGAAAAAGAAGAAUUAAUCAGUGUAGAAAAUCGAUUUUUAAAUGAUGAAAAAGAUGAUCAUAUAAAAGAUGUUAAAGAAUAUAUAAAUAAUGAGAAAUCAUAUAUAAAUAGAUUAAAUACAUAUAAUAAAUGGAUAAAUAAGCCUGUACAUUUAUGUUCGCUAAUAUUAGCUAGAAAUGGUUUUGUAUGCAAAAAUGAAUCUACUAUAGAAUGCGAAAUAUGCCAAUGUAAAUAUAUAUAUGAAAAAGGAACAUAUUCUAUGUAUACCAGAAUAAAUGAUUUAUGUUUAUUGCAUACUGAUAAUUGUCUAUGGAAAAAUAAAUUAAUAGAUUUAUCAUUUUUUAAACUUGACAGUAAUUCAUUAGAUCGAGUAGAAUUACUUAGCGAAUAUAAAAAUAAUUGUGAAAUUCUUAAACGAUCUUUAUUAUAUAUACCUAUGAUAAAUAUAAAAAAAACAAUUAACGAUAUAAUACUAGUUAUUAAAAAGCAUGUACAGAAUGAUAAAACAAAGAAAAAGUUUACAAUUUUUAAUUCAUAUCUGGAUUUUUUUAAAAAUAACUUUAUUCCAAUUUUUUUAAAGAAUGAAAAUAUUAUUCAAAAAUCUAUUGAUUAUAUAAAAAAAAAUUAUAAAGAUAUGGAAAAAUAUAUAGUAGAUUCAGAUUAUAUUAAAAAUUUAAAUUUCAAUUUAUUUAAUGUGAAUAAUUUUAUAAAUAUAUUGUCUGAUACAAGCGCAGCUCCAGAACUAGAAAAUGAAAAAGAAGACAUAAAUGCUUAUAUUAAAAUUAUGCAUUAUUUAAGAAAAUAUGAAUAUGAUGAUAUUAAUUUAUUUAAAGUUAUUUCAUUAUUAGGAUGGACAUGUAAAGAUGAAAUUAAAAAUAAUUCUAAAGAACAAAUUAUUUCAUGCAAAUACUGUUAUAGAGAAGUAAAUAUUUCUGACUAUUCAUAUUUUUCACUAAAUGAUAAAAAAUACAAUUUAUUCAUAGAAGUUGAUUCGAAUGAUAUGGAUUAUUUUUUAUCUGAUCCAUCAAAUAAUAAAUCAAUGAAUCAAGACAAAAAUGAAAAAGCGACAAAUAUAAUUUUGGAUAAAAUACUAACUAUAGUAAAUGGGCAUUUUGAUGAAGAAGGGGAAAUAAUAUACGACGAAAUAGAAAAGCAACUAUAUAAGAAUGUUAAUAAAGAAGAUAAAGAUAAGUCAAUAGAUAUCAGCAAAAAUGAGAAUAAAAUUGUGGUAGAUGCAGAAAAAAUAGAACCCAUUAAUGAGAAGGAAAAUGUCAGUGAAGAGAAAGAAAACAAGAAUGAGAAUGAAAUAAAACAUAAAGAAUCAUUUUCCUUUAAAUCUACAUUGAAAGGAAUAUUUCUUUCAAAAAAAACAAAUGAUAAUUUAAAGGAAUAUAAGAGUAAUGAUAAUGGAUUAGAAGGUGAAAAUGGAAAAAAUAAUAUUGAAAUAAAAGAUAAUGAUGAUGAAAAAAAUGAAAAUAAAAUUGAACAAGCAAGCUCCUUAAAUGAAGCAAUGCUAAAGCUAUGCAAAUACACAGAUGAUGAUAAAUAUUUUUUAAAGGGAAAAUCUAAUUAUUAUAUAUUAAAAGAAUUUAUUCAGGAAAACUUAGAUGAUAAUCAAAUAAAAAAACAAAAAAUAACUAAAGAACAGGAAAAACGAGAAAAAAUUACAAAUAAAAUAUAUGCUAUACGAUUAUUUAAUUUGAUAGAAAAUCAUAGAGUAUAUUGUCCAUACGUUAUGGAAGAUUUGUAUGGAUUUUCAAAAAUAACAAAACUCUUUUUUGAAUUACUUAUUUCUGAGUUUCAGAGAAUGUACAUGUUUAAAUAA
Molecule: messenger RNA, 1890 nt
Organism: Plasmodium berghei ANKA
Lineage: Eukaryota; Apicomplexa; Aconoidasida; Haemosporida; Plasmodiidae
Product: zinc finger protein, putative
Exons: 1
Coding region: 1-1890 (629 amino acids)
Cellular component (GO): nucleus
Molecular function (GO): zinc ion binding
Source: RefSeq, a predicted model, not a curated record